AUGUCGAGUGCCAAUCAUAGACGGAACUUCUCUGCUAGUCAUGGUACCAGUCCAUGCGGUGAUCGUAUCAGCAAGAACCGCUAUAGACAUUCUCGUGGACUGGGCAAACAUGAUUCUAGUAUAAUGAAUCUCCGCGAUCGCCUACAGCUUGUCAGACAUUCUUCGCUCAAUGUGUCUACUGAGCCCUCCAAUUAUGCGGUUCCCUCGGGCGCAGACGAAUUCCAUGAGUGUCGAUCUCCCACAUCAGCAGAGAACGAGGUUGUGCUCAAUCUCCAUGUCAUGGAGAGCGAAAUGGGCCUACGACCAGCCGGGCAUGCCAGAAGACUGUCUCAGUCUAGUUCUAGCCACACAUCCACUCAUGGGACUCCGCUUGAAGAUCUUUCAGAAGAAACGGACAACUCUCCCCUCACAGUGGACGACAACGGUCAAUUAAGGUACUUCGGCUACUCUUCAUACAUGAGAAUGGUAUCUGUUCUUCCUCAAGCAAACGCAAAGUCACUCCAGAGUCAAAGGGCCCCACUUUCGCCGGGUGAUAAUUCUAUCGACAUCGACGGAGAGACAAUGGCCGAUAGUCCCCAAGCUCAAGCUCACUUGAUCGAGUUGUUCUUCAAAUACCAAAAUGCUGCAAUACCAAUUCUCGAUGAAGAGACUUUUCGACAAGGGUACGCUUUAGGGGAACGGUCAGAUUACUUCUCACGAUUCCUUCUAUAUUCGCUGCUUCUGAGGUCAUUGAAUUUCGAUGAUGAUCUAGUCCACCGGGAAACACUGGCAACCAUAUACACCCGCCGGGCGAAGGCUGAACUACUAUUUGAGAUGGAAAAUCCUACUCUUUCCACAAUACCCGGCUUGUGUCUGUUUGGUUACUAUUUGGCAGGGCUAGGAAGUGACAGAGCUUGCUGGCUUUAUCCGGGCAUAGCGUACCGUCUAGUCUUCGAUUUCGGCUUACACGAAGACUGCAAAAACUUGGUAGCGGCUGGUCGGCUCACUGAGGUUGAUCAACGAGUGCGACAGACGACACUUUACGGAUGUUACGUUCUUGACAAGCAAGUUUUCUCAUCUGCUAUCUCGUUCCAGGGUCGACCGACCGCUAUUCGUCUGGAUGACCUGAAUAUGACCCAACUCUCUACGCAGACUUUGGGUACAAGCAAACAACUUGUGGCUACGUGGGUUGAGCUAGCAUCUCUAUUAAAUGAGGUACUAUCCGUCAUCAACGGUCCCCCUGAGCGAAUAUAUCAAGAUUCCUCUGUCAGCAGACUUUCUGAAGUUAGCCGAAAGUUGCUCGCCUGGUUCUUAAAUCUUCCCCCAGAACUGCAAUUGGAUGCAAAUCUUUCCAUAUCACCGAGCAUCUGCGCUCUUCACCUCCAAUUUCUAUCUACAACGAUCCUCCUCAACCGCCCAUUCGCAACUUAUAUAUUCAACCACGGCCCCAAAUUGGCACCCCAGCGCCGAUGCCUAGAAGGGCAGACAACCAAGAUUUCACAGCAAAUCUGCACAGCGAAUGCGAUCAGGGUGUCAAAAUUACUCCUGGCAUAUAGGCAACACCAUGGUGCUUCCAAAAUCUUCUCCACUAUCAACCCUACCUGCCUCUCGGCUGCCGUGGCACUGAUAUCGGACAUUGUGAGUGCGGAGCUGGACGAGGAUAAAGAAGCAGAAAGAGAAUGGCUUUCCGCAAUCAUGGAGACAUUAGAUGCGAUUAUCCCCUGGUACCCGGUUGCGGAGCGAAGUCGGAACACAUUGGCCGCCAUUAUGAGCACUUGUGGACUGUCAGAUAUUGUCAAACAGCUUGCAGUAAAGUCUCGCAAUGUCCCAGCCGCAAUGCUGUCAAGUCAUGAUCCAACGGACGCAUCCGGUGCCGGCUUCAACACCGAUGGGGACUUUGCGUUUGACUUCGAGUUUCCGUUCAAUUCGGUAUAUGAUAUUCACAAUAUCAGUCUCACGGGUUUCUACGCGCAACCCUCGCAGAUGGGUUUCGGGAACUGGGAGACUGAAGAUCCACUCUAUGGACUUAAUCUAUAA
Messenger RNA from Penicillium coprophilum, 2016 nucleotides. RefSeq names its product fungal specific transcription factor domain-containing protein. Gene Ontology annotation, molecular function: DNA binding; zinc ion binding. Gene Ontology annotation, biological process: DNA-templated transcription. The transcript is spliced from 3 exons. Lineage: Eukaryota; Fungi; Ascomycota; Eurotiomycetes; Eurotiales; Aspergillaceae. The record is from RefSeq and is a predicted model, not a curated record. Bases 1 to 2016 code for a protein of 671 amino acids.